GUAUAAAAUCUGAGCCGGACCGAGAGGAGGGGACAGACACACGGACGAACCGGGCAGGAUGGAGAGAUCCCAGGUGCUGGUUCUGGUCGUCAUGUUCCUGAGCUGCACUCAGGCUCAGGUCUCCAUCUCCUCCACCGUUGUCCUGGCGACCACCCUGACCUCUGACACCACAGGGACUGAUACGACCCUCCAGGCUGCACCUGCCACGCUGCAGCUCAGCAGCGGCACCCCCUCCAACACCGCCACCCCCAAGACGGACGUCCAGCCUUCAGCUACAACCCAAACCCCAGUGGCUCCCACCCAGAGCUCCUCCCCCACCAGCACCUCACCCACCUCCUCCACCCGGCCCUCUAACACCACCACCCCCCAGACGGACGUCCAGCCAUCUGCAACUUCCCAGACCCCAGCGGCUCCCAGCCAGAGCCCCCCUGGUGCCGGUGGCCCCACCAACUCCUCCACCCAGCCCGCCAACACCGCCACCCCCCAGGCAGACGUCCAGCCUUCAGCGAUGACCCAAACCCCAGCGGCUCCCAGCCAGAGCGCCCCUGGCGGCGGUGCGACGCCCCUGACCUCUGCCCCCCCCACAGCGGGGUCGGGCUGCGUGUCUGCAGGCCGCAGGCUGCAGCUGCUGCUGUUGUCUGCGGCCUGCAUGCUGCUGCAGCGCGCCGCUCACACCUGAACCUCUGGGCUCAGCGGUGAGGUGCUGCAGGCGCUGAGCUCUCCUCCUCUAUCCAAUAUAAACAAUCAGAAAUGAUCUGAACUUCUGUUUUUAUGAGCAAUAAAACAUUAACGGGUUCUGCUCGUGUUUUUCCUGAACUGAAAGUCCAACCGGCCGCUGCGCUCCGCUCCGCUGCAGCUGAUGGAAACUAAACCCUGAUACUGAUUUACAUCCUGAUUUUAAAAGGAAAACAGCUUUUAUUUAAAGAACAACACAUGCAAAUCCAGCUGUGUGCAGAGGACAGGCAGGAUUAAACCACCUGGAAAAACAUGAGCAAUAUCCACAACCCAACAGCCGUUCAUACGAAGGAAACCCAGAUUAUUAAAGGUUCACUCAUAAAAUCUGUCUAAUCCAGAAACAUCAAACCUGGUCCACAUUAACCAGACAGGACUUAUUUUCUGGGUAUAAAAUAUUUACAGUCUCACAUCAUUCAGCUGCUCGGCUAAAUGAUCAAACUUUAAAAUCAGAUCUUUCCAGAUUCAGAUUUCCUGAUUAAAUCGGUUUGAUCAGCAGUUCCUCCGUUCAGCCUGAACUCAGAGCUGCAGAACCUGAGGAAACAUUAAAAACCAUAAAACUGUUUAUUCAUCUAAUGUUGAAUUUAAAAUCUUUUGGAGAUAAAUUAUUUCUGAUUGAUUGAUUUAUAAUAAACCCUGAAAGUAGCAGAGAGACAGAAGAUGAAACAUUUCCUUGUUUUUUAUAUUUUCCUUACAUGUAAAAUAAAUGUUACUGUAAAUAUUUCUUUCACUGUUUGCACUUUCUUGCAGAUGGAAUUUCCUGAUUUGUAAAACUGAUACCAAACUAUGCUCAGCUUUUCUCUUUUUAAUUCUUAAGUUUUUGAAUAAAAGUUCUCAUAAAUAAUUAAUUUCUGUGAUAUUCUGACUUUAUAAUUGCAUUUCAAACUAAACCCAUGUCUUCAGCCAGGAGUAAAACUGCCCGCUGGUUUCUGGGUCUGUCGUUGUGCUGCACAUCUUUAUUUUCCAAUAAAAUGUUUCCCUAAGAGGAGGCGGCGGCUCCCGCUAUUCUGGAUUUCAUCCGGCCCUGCGGGACGUUUUGCAUUCGGCGGGAGGAGACUGAGACCUCCCUGAAUGGAAACAGGCAUCAGGUGAACGUCGCGCCAUAAAAGACUCCCGUCUGGAAAAUUUGCCCCAUUUGUUGCGCGUUGGGCAGGAAGACAGAGCGUUAGCAUCGACGGUCAGCAUGAAGAUGUGGGAGCUGCUGCCUCUGGCCCUGCUGGGGGCCAGCAUCUGCUGGACGAGCUCAGUGCAGGGAACAAGUCCUUCAGCUGCAGCGGUGACAGGAAACACCACCUCAGCCUGGACCACCACCAACCCCGCUGUCACUGGCCAAGAUAACAGCACCAGCAGCAACAACGGCAAAGGCAAGCCCACCGUCAGCACCAACUCCACCGGCCCCAACAGCACCAGCAGUGGGAGCAGUGGGAGCAGUGGGAACAGUGGGAGCAGCAGCACCACAACCCAACCACAGAAGGGAAACUCAGCAGGUGGAAUCAGCAGCUUCUCCUCCUUUGGGCUGCUGCUCUGCUCCAUCAUGGUCCAGCUCAGCUGGAGCUGCUAGGCUGAUUGUUUAGGCAGGGCUGGACGAUAAGCUGAAAAAUGUAUCACGAUAGAAGCAUUUCACAGUAUCAACAAUUAUGGAUUUUUAAAGACAUAUCUAAAAUAUUGCCAUUUAUCCGGUUUUCACUUGACGCCAUUGGUUUUUACCUUUUCAGCAGUUAUGAGGAACGGUAACAAAACCUGAAACUGCUGCUGCGCAAGUUACUCAACAGGUUGUUGCUGGGCAACCAAAGAGCGAGUGAAUCAGUUGAUCCCACCAGCCUAGCUGAGCUAGCUGUGAAAGGCUAAGCGCUAUCCUCUGCCUACAUCUCCCAGAAUGCCAUGCAGAUUUCUGUGAAAUUAUUGAAUGAUGUUACAUAUAUUGAUAUUGAUGACGUGUGUAUCGCGGUAUAUGAGGUUAUUGAUUUAUUGCCCAGCCCUGGGUUUAGGACAGAUUCAGGUUAAUCAGCAGUAGGUCAGAGCUUCUGUCCACCUGAGGUCUCAGGUAUGCAGCAGCGGCAGCAGCAGGUGGAGCUCCUCCAGUCGUCUCCAUCACCUACUGUUGUUUUAUUCUGCAGUUUCCUUUGACUAAAACCACAUGAAGCUUCGACUCGUUAAACGAGUCACAUGGUGGCGGUUAGUGUUGAGUUUUAAGUCUGUUAUCUAUAAAUUCUCAGUAAAUUUGUGAAUUUAAGCUGAUCACUCAUAGAAAAUGUUUUCUGUAAUGUGUGAAAUCUAUAUUUAUGACAUGGAUACAAUGUUUUAAGGUAAAAGUAGAAUAAAUAAAAUUUUAAAA
Molecule: messenger RNA, 3067 nt
Organism: Poeciliopsis prolifica (blackstripe livebearer)
Lineage: Eukaryota; Metazoa; Chordata; Actinopteri; Cyprinodontiformes; Poeciliidae
Product: mucin-13-like
Exons: 3
Coding region: 59-679 (206 amino acids)
Source: RefSeq, a predicted model, not a curated record